AAUAACAAAGAUGGCCGAAGAACAGGAGGUGAUACAGAUAGAGUUGCUGUGCAAGCAACUUUACGAGUCCCAGGACCCAGAAGUGCGGGACCGCGCUGAGAAGGCUGUCGUCGCUUUUCAGGAGUCCCCGGACACCUUAAGCAAAUGCCAGGCGCUGCUGGAGCGCGCGGACUCUGCGUACUCGCAGCUGCUAGCCGCCACCACCCUCGCCAAGCUCAUCAGCAGAUCGACGACGAGUUUGACAGUCCAGCAGCGUCUAGACAUCCGCAAUUAUGCCCUGAACUACCUCGCCACCCGCCCCAAGCUCGCAAACUUUGUCGUUCAGGCAUUGGUGGCGCUGUUCGCACGCAUCACCAAGCUGGGCUGGUUCGACAUGGUCAAGGAAGAAUUUGUGUUCCACAACGUCAUGGGAGACGUGGGGACUUUCCUACAGGGUCCGGCAGAAAUGUGUACAAUAGGAGUCCAGCUACUAUCGCAGCUGGUGCUAGAGAUGAAUCAAGUGUCAGAGGCUGAUGCGAACCGUUCACUGGCCAAACACAGGAAGAUCGCUUCGUCGUUUAGAGACACACAACUAUUCGAGAUGUUCCGUCUCUCCUGCUCCCUCCUCUCGGGCGCGAGAGGGAAGGCGCUAGACCCAUUAGAUGCCAGCCAGCACGCCCUCAUAGCGAGCCUGCUCCGGCUUGCCCACAACUGUCUUACAUACGACUUCAUAGGCACUGCUGUCGACGAGUGUUCUGAUGAUUUGUGCACUGUGCAGAUCCCCACAUCCUGGCGCGGCUCAUUCCUCGGCGGCGGCACAUUAGAGCUGUUCUUCGAGCUGCAGCAGUCGCUUAGCGGCGGCGGGCUGGCCGGGCUGGCGCUGGCGUGCCUGGUGCAGCUGGCGUCGGUGCGCCGCUCGCUGUUCGGCAACACCGAGCGCGCCAAGUUCCUCAACCGCCUGGCGCACGGCGUGCGCGCCAUCCUCGAGAACACGCAGGGCCUCUCGGAUCCUUCAAACUACCACGAGUUCUGCCGGCUGCUAGCGCGGCUCAAGUCGAACUACCAGCUAGGAGAAUUAGUCAUGGUGGACAACUACCCUCGUCUCAUAGAGCUUAUAGCCAAGUUCACAGUUCAGAGUUUACAAAUGGAUACCCUGUUGGUUGUCGCCAAAAGCAGUUUUGAGCAGCAACGAGAAGAAUAUACCAAACAGGGUAGGUGCAAGGACACAGCCUUGCCGAACACCUCGACGCACAGAGAACGGGUCAGACACAUCGCCGUCGAACACCACUGCUCCCCGCAUACCCUCGUGAAAAGACUCUAUAAGUCUCAAGAGAUUUGGUGGGCAUCCGAUGUGUUCCAGUACAGCAUAAAGACCUUCACGGCUGACCGUGUCGAAGGCUUUAUUCAAAUCAACGAAUGCAACAACCAAUGGGACGGCUUAGAAGACCCUUUAGACGAAGUAGGCUGCGUGCAACAGCAGUUAGAACAGUUAUCUGUAAUCGGACGGUGCGAAUACGGCAAAACGUGCCAACUGCUAGUGUCACACUUCGACAGAGCGGCCGCCGCCUACAGUGUAGAAGGGAAUGCUCACCAACUAACAGUGCUCAGAGGACAACUAACUUGGCUGGUGUACAUGAUUGGCGCCUGCAUCGGCGGUCGAGCGUCCGUCAACAUCUGUGAUGAAAACGACGCGAUGGACGGAGAACUCGUCUGUCGGGUCCUACAGCUCAUGGACCUCACUGACUCCAGGCUCGCUACUGGUGGCUGUGAGAAAUUAGAACUGGCUAUGAUGUCUUUCUUCGAGCAGUUCAGGAAAAUAUACGUCGGCGACCAGGUUCAAAAGAACAGUAAGGUGUACCGACGGUUGUCUGAAGUGCUCGGGCUCAACGACGAGAGCCGGUUGCUGAGCGUGCUUAUGAGAAAGAUCAUCACCAACCUGAAGUACUGGGGCGGCUCCGAACAGAUCAUCGCGAAGACGCUCGGACUGCUCAGCGACCUCAGCGGCGGGUACUCCUGCGUGCGCAAACUAGUCAAGCUGGAGGAGGUCCAGUUCAUGCUCACACACCAUACGGCAGAGCAUUUCCCGUUCCUCGGCAUCACGGGAGUGGGUACGACGGAGAUGCGAUGUCGCACCAUGCUCUACACGGCUCUGGGGCGGCUGCUGAUGGUAGAGCUAGGGGAGGACGAAGAAAGGUUUCACGCCUUCAUGAUGCCGCUCACAGCUGCCUUCGAGAGCCUGGUCAGCCUGCUGGGCCCGCCGGAGAGCCCGCUGUUCUCAUCGGAAGACGCCAAGAAGACGCUCAUCGGGCUCGCCAGGGACCUCCGGGGCCUCGCCUUCGCGUUCAACACUAAAACCACAUACAUGAUGCUCUUCGACUGGAUCUACCCAGUGUACAUGAAGGUCCUCCUCCGCGGCAUCGAGACGUGGUUCUCCGAGCCCGCGCUCACCACCCCCGUGCUCAAGCUGACGGCGGAGCUCGCCCAGAACAGAAACCAGCGCCUGCACUUCGACGUGUCUUCCCCUAACGGCAUCCUGCUCUUUAGGGAGCUGUCCAACAUCAUAUGUGCCUAUGGCAGCAGAAUAUUGACGAUAGACGUGAGCAAGAAGCAAAUGUACGCGAUGAAGCUGAAAGGCAUCUCGCUCUGUUUCUGCAUACUGAAGGCUGCGCUGUGCGGGAACUAUGCCAACUUUGGCGUCUUCAGGUUAUACGGUGAUGAAUCCUUGGACAACGCGCUCAACAUGUUUGUCAAAUUACUAUUAAGUAUACCUCAAAGCGAUCUCUUAGAUUAUCCAAAGCUGUCACAAACGUACUAUGUACUCCUGGAAAGACUAGCGCAAGAUCAUAUGGCAUUUUUAGCGUCCCUACAACCUGAGGCUACUCUGUAUGUGCUGUCGUCUAUAUCUGAGGGACUUACAGCGUUAGACACGAGCGUGUGUACAGGAUGCUGCGCGACGCUUGACCACAUAGUCACAUAUCUAUUUAAGCAAUUAGUACAGAAAUCAAGCAACAAAAUCCCCCACGGGCGGCAGCCGGAGGCUAGCAACAUGUUCAUACAAGUCCUGCAGCAGCGGCCCGAAAUCAUGCAGCAGCUUCUCGCCACGGUCCUAAACGUAAUAAUGUUCGAAGACUGCUGCAACCAGUGGUCCAUGUCGCGGCCGCUCCUCGGGCUCAUCCUCCUCAACGAGGAGCAGUUCAGCCGCAUCCGAGCCGAGAUGAUCGCGCUACAGCCGAGAGACAAGCAGCCGCAGCUAGCGCAGUGGUUCAGCGGCCUUAUGCAGGGCAUCGAACCUAAUCUGCUUACUAAGAAUAGGGACAAAUUCACACAAAACCUGUCAAUGUUCCGGCGAGACAUCAACGAGCUACUGAAGGGCGCCGUCAGCGGAGCCGCGUGUAACGACAUGAUGACGUCAUAGGCCACACAUACACACCCACGCGCACACACGCACACACACACACACACACAGAAAGAGACAAAAGGUUUUCCUUCGUAUUGUUACGGAAACGUACGAACGUGUCAUGCUAUUUCAGUCAGUCUCAGUACAAGAUGUACUGACAUUGACUGAACUAACAUGACAAAUACUAACAUUUCUAGAAAAAUACGAAGGAAUUGCUAUUCGCACCGCAUCUGUAACUUUCAUGAGCCAUAUUCAAAUAAGUAUUUUAAUUUUAUCAUACUUCUAAAAACAUUCAUUAGUUUCAUUACCAUCACAAUCAAUAAUUGUUUUAUAUGUAGAACAACAAAGUUGAUUAUAAAAGAGCAAAAAUACACGGCACAACAUGAGGUAACCGAAUAAUUAAUUUUCCUCAUCAUAUUAGAAGAGUAAAAUGUCAUAAACUUUUCUGGAUUUCGCCUUUCAGAGUAAUAAGCAUAAAAAAAACAAUUACUUAUUAUUUCUUAGAACAAAACGCUAUUUUG
This is a messenger RNA of Leguminivora glycinivorella, 3897 nucleotides long. RefSeq names its product exportin-7-B (gene Ranbp16). NCBI's taxonomy places the organism in Eukaryota, Metazoa, Arthropoda, Insecta, Lepidoptera, Tortricidae. Gene Ontology annotation, biological process: protein export from nucleus. The transcript has 25 exons. The record is from RefSeq and is a predicted model, not a curated record. Bases 11 to 3394 code for a protein of 1127 amino acids. Gene Ontology annotation, molecular function: small GTPase binding; nuclear export signal receptor activity. Gene Ontology annotation, cellular component: cytoplasm; nuclear pore.